AUGCCUCGACCCCCAGCGGAGGAUGCAGCGGUAGCAGAUGAAAACCGCAAAGGCUUCUCUUGCCGGGCCUGUCGACAGCGCAAAAUCAAGUGCGAUCGGCAGACUCCGUGCUCCAACUGCGUCAAGGGGGAUACACAGUGCAGCUUUAUUCCCCCGGUCCGCGGCAAGCGAAAGAGAACGAAACCUGCUCGAGAAGGGCUGCAUGCCAAAUUGAGGCGGUAUGAGGAGAUGCUGAUGUCGUAUGGCGCAAAGAUUGAGCCAUGCCUAGACAGUGACACCUCAGAUGCGGAAUCAGCUUCCAGGCCAGAGAUUGGCGUAUCCAGAGGUGCUGAGUCUCAGAUCGAGAGCAGGGGCGAAGCUGUCCGGCUUGAUGUAACCAGAUCCAAGCUUGUGACCACAGAAGGCACCUCGAGAUAUUUCGACAGCGCUCUUUGGUCCAACUUAGGAGACAAGUUUCGCCAUCCAGAUGAAUAUGCCCCUGUUGAGCUAAUGGAUGAGGCCAGUGUCCAUGAAUGCGAGCUCUUUCUAAGUCCGCUCGACCAAGCAUGCUCUGAUCCCAGCGCCUCAAACAGCUCAAAUCUGGUCGGCCAUUACCCCUCCAUCCAGGUCCUGCUAAAGAUGAAAGAAAUGUAUGUGGACCGGAUUGAUCCUGUGAUGAAAAUCCUCCACAUUCCAAGCUUCUGGUCCUCGUUGACGAAUGCACUGCAACGUCCACAAGAGAUCCCAAAUAGCCUCAAGGCGGCCAUGUUUGGCUUUUGUCUUGCCACAGUCAGCGCUUUGGACGACGAUGAAUGCCAGAGUCUAUUGGGAGGACCUAGGUCGGCCAUGCUUCCGCGAUAUCGAACAAUAGCUCGUCAGGCUUUGGUAAAUGCUGGAUUCCUUCACACUUCAAAUCCUAUGACACUUCGAGCCUUUUCAUUGUAUCUUAUCGGCGUGAGAACCUCUCAUCGACACGACACUCAGUAUAUUUUGUCAGGAGUUGCGGUGCGACUUGCGCUCAAAAUGGGUCUCCAUCGCGAUGGUGAAUCUCUUAGACUGACCCCUUUCGAGACAGAAAUGAGGCGUCGACUCUGGUGGCACAUAGUACACGUCGAUUUUCGCGCGGCCGACAUGCUGGGUGUGAGACCCUGCCUGGAUCUGUCCGUUGGAGACACCAAGAUGCCUUUGAACGUCGAGGAUGAAGACCUCAGUCCCGACAUGGUUGACCCGCCGCCUGAGCGAAGUGGGAUUACUUCCAUCGUUCUCUGCCUUGUCAGAUGCGAGAUCAUGGAGUUCCUACGCCAGCUGGCCUUGCCAUUGUCCAAUGAUGCUCACUGGGACGUCCUCUCGAGUCCGGGUAUCACGACUGCCAAGAAGGAUGGUAUGAUCGGCCAGAUGGAAGAUCUUUGGGAGAGAAAGUAUCUUCGAUAUUGCGAUCUGUCGAAUCCGCUUCAUACGUUCGCAUCUAUCAUGAUCAGAUCCUGCAUAUGCAAGAUGAGGCUCUUUGCUCACAGUCCACGGCGAUUUGGCGGACGUGGCGCCAAAAUCACGCAGACCGAUCGUGAAAUUGUCUUCGCGAAUGCAACAAAAUUAUUGGAAUAUGCGGUUUUGGUGAGAGGCAAUCAGGGACUGCAGAAGUACACAUGGCGAAUCGGCACGAGCUAUAUUUGGGAUACGAUGCUCUGUGUCCUCAUUGAGGCUCGACACCGCAAGGUAGGGCCAGAGGUAGACCGGUUAUGGCAGCUGAUUGGCGUGGUACUUUCGCAGUACCCCGAGGCUUUCAAAGAGUCUACAGGAGCUGUGUAUGUUGCACUGAGGAAAUGGACUCUGGAGGUUUGGGACGACUAUGUCGCCGCUGUGAAGUCUGAGGGGCUGCCGGAACCAGCGGCGCCUGGGUACAUCAAGGCGAUCCGCCACAGUUGGACAUCCAGGGCAAAAUCUGUGCCCUUCGAUCAACGCUCGGUCAGCUCCGGAAAAAUCCAGGUUGAGAAUCAGGCUGGAAAUCUGCCCGAGCUUGGAGAUCUCGAUUGCUAUAACUUUCCCGACCUCGUUUCUUUUGAAACGGACCCAAAUGAAUGGGUCCAAUGGGACCAGCUAGUUUUCGGACACGGUGGAUUCGGCCAGAUGGAGAAGUUAUAA
Molecule: messenger RNA, 2118 nt
Organism: Cladophialophora psammophila CBS 110553
Lineage: Eukaryota; Fungi; Ascomycota; Eurotiomycetes; Chaetothyriales; Herpotrichiellaceae
Exons: 4
Coding region: 1-2118 (705 amino acids)
Biological process (GO): regulation of DNA-templated transcription; DNA-templated transcription
Molecular function (GO): DNA binding; DNA-binding transcription factor activity, RNA polymerase II-specific; zinc ion binding
Source: RefSeq, a predicted model, not a curated record